CGCGCAGCUGGAGGGCCAUGCGAGGGAAAGAGGCCACGCUUCCCAAACUUCCUGCCCCACUUUCUCAGCAGCCGGCUGCCAGGAGCUGAGGCAAAAGGGAGAAGAAGGAGAAAGGCAGCUCCCUGAAGGCGAGAGCGGCGGCGGCGUCCCCCUCUUCCUCUUCUCUUCCUCGGGCCAUGGGCGAGCCUCGGGAGAAGCCCCCCGCGGGCGGCGGCGGAGGAGGUGUGGGCCGGGUGUCGGUGGGUCUCUCUCUGCUCUUCUCGCUGCUCUCGGUGGGCGCCUGCCUCCUCCUCAGCGCCAAGACCUCCCGGCUGCAGGGCCGGCUGCUCGCCCUCGAGGAGGAGAUGGUCGCCGGGCGGAGAGACCCCGGCGCAGAGAGCCCGCUCCAAGGGCAGCCUUGGCUCGCCGCCCUCCAGCCUCAGGUGGACGAGCUUCUGCGGGAGAAACUGAAUGAAGGAUUGGCUAAACUACGCACAGCAAGAGAAACACCAUCUGAAUGCAGAUGUCCACCAGGUCCACCAGGAAGGCGAGGAAAGCCUGGACGGCGAGGAGAGCCAGGUCCUCCAGGGCAAUCAGGACGAGAUGGUUACCCGGGCCCCCUUGGAUUGGAUGGCAAGCCAGGUCUUCCAGGACCCAAGGGGGACAAGGGUGAUCAAGGAGACAUUGGCCCACGGGGAGAUCCAGGUAAAGAUGGUGCUGCAGGCCCACCAGGUCCUCCUGGACAGCCGGGUACAAGAGGGCCCCCUGGAGACACAGGCAAAGAUGGCCCAAAGGGUCCCCCAGGCCUCCCUGGAGAGAAGGGAGAGACUGGAGAAGCUGGCAUCAUGGGUGAGCCUGGUGUGCCAGGAGAAAAAGGUGAUGCUGGAAUCCCAGGAGAACCAGGGGUCCAAGGGCCGAAGGGAGAACAAGGAAGUAUUGGUCCCACAGGAGAGAAAGGCAUGGAUGGGCUGCCAGGACCAAAGGGAAAUCAAGGAAGCAUUGGGCCAGUGGGGGAGAGAGGCCCAGAAGGGAUACCAGGUUCAAAGGGAGAACCAGGAAGUAUUGGCCCAAUGGGAGAAAAGGGUAAAGAUGGGCUAUCUGGGCCAAAGGGAGAACCAGGAAGUAUUGGCCCAGUGGGGGAGAAAGGUAUAGAUGGGCUACCAGGGCCAAAGGGAGAACCAGGAAGUGUUGGUCCUAUGGGAGAAAAAGGCUUAGAUGGGUUACCGGGGCCAAAGGGCAAGCAAGGAAGCAUUGGCCCAGUAGGGGAGAGAGGUAUAGAUGGGCUACCAGGGCCAAAGGGAGAACCAGGAAAUGUUGGUCCUAUAGGAGAAAAGGGCUUAGAUGGGUUACCAGGGCCAAAGGGCAAGCAAGGAAGCAUUGGCCCAGUGGGUGUGAGAGGUAUAGAAGGGCUUCAGGGGCCAAAGGGAGAACCAGGAAAGAUUGGCCCAGCAGGAGAAAAAGGCAUAGAUGGGCUACCAGGGGCAAAGGGAAAACGAGGGAGCAUGGGCCGAGUGGGACAGAGAGGGUUACCAGGGCCAAAGGGAGAACCAGGAAGCAUUGGCCCAGUGGGAGAACAUGGCAUGGAUGGUCUACCAGGGCCAAGGGGAGAACCAGGAAAUGUUGGCCCAGUGGGAGAAAAGGGCAUGGAUGGGCUACCAGGGCCAAAGGGAGAACCAGGGGCCAUUGGCCCAAUGGGAGAGAAGGGCAUAGAUGGGCUUCCUGGGCUAAAGGGAGAACCAGGAAGUAGUGGCACGGUGGGAGAGAAAUGUAUAGAUGGGCAACCAGGGCCAAAGGGAGAACCAGGAAGCAUUGGUCCAACAGGAGAAAAAGGAAUGGAUGGGCUACCAGGAUCAAAGGGAGAACCAGGAAGUGUUGGCCCAAUGGGAGAAAGGGGCAUUGAUGGGCUACCUGGGUCAAAGGGAGAACCUGGAAGCAUUGGCUCUAAGGGAGAAAAAGGCUUAGAUGGGCUACCAGGGCCCAAGGGAGAAUCAGGAAGUAUUGGUGCAGUAGGAGAAAAAUGCAUAGAUGGGCUACCAGGGUCAAAGGGUGAACCUGGUGAGACAGGAGCAGAUGGACACAUUGGGCCGAGGGGACCUCCAGGCCUAAAAGGAGAACAAGGUGAUACAGUCAUAAUUGACUAUGAUGGCAGAAUUUUGGAAGCUCUAAAGGGGCCACCAGGUCCUCAAGGGCCCCCGGGCCCCGAAGGACCUCCUGGACCGAAGGGUGAACUUGGGUUGCCUGGUCCGCCGGGAGUUGAUGGAGAAAAGGGUCCUAAAGGAUCAAAAGGUGACCAAGGAAGCUCAGGUUCCACAGGACAAAAAGGAGAGAUUGGAGAAGCUGGCAUCACUGGUGCUCCAGGUCCUAAAGGGUCAAAAGGAGACCAAGGCACUCCUGGAUUAAUGGGACAGAAGGGAGAGAUAGGAGAAAUGGGCUUAUCUGGUCCACCAGGAAUUGAUGGACCGAAAGGCCAACCUGGUGCACCCUGCAAGCAGGAUCUUGUGCAGAUCAUACCUGAACCAGGACCUCCUGGCUUACCAGGUCAACCAGGUCCAAAGGGUCCUCAAGGAAUUCAAGGACAAAAGGGUUCAGAUGGUGCAAAGGGGGCAAAAGGUGAAAGUGGUCAUAACGGCGAAAAAGGUGCUCCCGGGCCACAAGGUCCGACUGGUGCCCCAGGGCUUAUUGGCUUACCAGGCACUAAAGGAGAGAAGGGAAAACCAGGGGAACCAGGAUUAGAUGGUUUUCCAGGCCUAAGAGGAGAAAAAGGAGAAAAAAGUGAAAGAGGAGAGAAGGGAGAAAGAGGACUGCCUGGGAGAAAAGGAGCAAAGGGUCAAAAGGGAGAACCGGGACCCCCUGGAUUGGAUCAACCUUGUCCAGUGGGACCAGAUGGAUUACCAGUACCAGGAUGCUGGCACAAGUCCCAGAUGCAAACAGAGGAGAAAACAAAAAAGAAAAAGAAGAUACAGCCCUAGAAGCAAGACAUGCUGUGCUUUAUGGAUGAAUGUAGGAGGAACUUCCCAUCUGGAAAAGUGUAUACAAGUGUUACCAUAUGUGCUGCUACUUGCCUCCACUUUGAAGAAAUCUUUAACAGACAGGGUCACUGCAACCUACUCUGUCAUCAGUGGCUGCUUCUCCUUGUGAAGAAACCUCUGGAAGAACCUCUGCUUGCUUAAGCCUGAGAAAUUCCCUUGCAAGACUUAGUAUUGCAGCAUUGAGGAAACUCAGAGCAAUUUACUUGCCAAACAGUUUUUCUUUUCCUUUGGAAAAAAAAAUAAACAGUAAGGAAAUUCAUCUCCGUUUUCAGAUUUGGAAACCAACGGAAAAUCUGUGUGAUGUAUCUUUCCUAACACCAGGACAUGAAUGGCAACUACUUGGUGUAAGAUUGAGAAAGAUUCCCAUAUGAAGUCCCAUACUUGUUUCCACGGACAUCCGGACUUGCUAUAUCAAAACUGAAAAACUAGACCUUCAUUUUCCAUCUGGCUUCCCCACUCCAUAUAUACAAAUAAGUACUUCAUUACUUAGAUUAGAACAGUGUCAUUGGUGUGUAAAUAUUUCCCAAACAAAACUACGUGUGGUCAGAAGUUCAAGAAUAGGAUGAGUAAUUUGUUCAUGGAAGCAGUUCUUUUGGCUGUGAUUCUCCAAAGUAUAGAGAUCCUGGAGAAGCUCCACAUUUUGUGAAGUAGCUGCAUCAGUCCCUGGUAGUUCUAUCGGAUGGCAGUGUUACUGGCAGAUGUGUGAACAAAAGGCCUCUUCUUAAAUGCGCCUGGAUGUUCUGGACUAUUGCUUGCUACAAAGAGUGGAGCUGCUCUAGCACCCAACUCUAAUGGAUUGUGAAAACACAAAUAAUAAUGACAGAGUAAAACAUGAUCCCUGAUAUUUAUCUUUGCUAUAACUGGUUUGGGACUUCCUAAUUCCAGGAGUUCAAGCAGGUUCACACAUAGCCCAUGGUCAGCUUGUGCUUGCAACAAGAAAUGGAUUCAUUUGAAAUAGCACUGCCCACAACUGUGUAAUGCUGUAUAUCCCCCAUGAACUAAAGUGGCUUUGCUGUUUACAAGCUCACAUACUUGCUCUUUUUUUUUUUCUUCCUCUAGCAGACAUAAAUUUGAUCCACUUACUGGGUCAGCCCUUGAGUUGAGUUUAAUUCAGAAUACUCCUUUCGGCAGCAGAGGAGACAACAUGGUGCUCAGCAGUUCCCGCCUCUCUUUGCAGACUCAUCACUACCCCCCCCCCCCCCCCCCCCCCCCGCUGUUCUGGAAGGACCCCCAACACUCCAGUGCAUAUGAAGGCGUGAGGAACUACAGGGGGAGAUGGGAAUCUGCAAACAUUAUCAUUUCCCUUUGUGCUCCCUGGAUCAGAAACCUUCCAGGGAUAUAAAAAUCUCUUAUAUCUGUGUGAGGCUUAAGAUGGAGCCAAUCUAAUGAUGUUACACUGUCAAAACUAACGUCAGACUCCACAUUUGAUUAUUACAUGUUUUAUUUAAAAUUGCUGAAGAGUUGCAAUCUUAAAAGGUCAUUUGGGUGUCAAUAAUCCUACGAGAUCCAUAUGAAUACAGCAAAAGUUGAGGAUGGAGAGUGAAUAGAAUUUGCUUUGUCUUAAAAGAAUUUGAUAUCUGAGAAUGAUGAUGCCUGUAAAGGAAAGUUGGGAAGGAAGCUAUUGCUCUGAUGGGGAUGCUGUAAAUAAAAUGAGAUUAGAAGAAGAGUUGCCAAUAUCUGGUUUUGAAAAUGGCUAAUACCUUGAAUGACUGCUGGAAAAGAAAAACUUAGCCUGGUCCUGCUUAUUUCAUCACUAGAAUAACAGAAACCUUUUUACAGGUAUUUUUCUGUUCCACAGCUGUUAAAAGUAAUGCUACUCUCCAUGAGUUAAAGGCUGGCAGCCAUAGUUGGGAGACAUUUCUGAUCUGCUAGAGCAUAGUUGACUCACAGAAAUUAUGGCUUUGUGGAGGGUACCUGAAUCCUUUGACCUCUGAAAUUUUUAAUCAGGCCUUCUAGUAAUUUCCUUCUCAUGAAUUAUUAAAAUACUGUAUCAACAUCAGGAAGCAGUAAUAGUGAUCAAGCUCUCAUGAGCACUCACAUGUUUACAGGAACCAAGGGAAAUCAUACUUUGUGGUUUGAACGAAACCUAGCAAGCUUGAAUUUCCCUUCCCCCAUUUAUUUUGGUGCUAAUUGGCUUCAUUCUAAUUCAGAGUUUAAGCCCUCAUUCCUAGAGGUGGCUUGAAGCAUAUCCCAAAGUGCUGGUUUGCACUACUGGCUAGACUUUACUUCUGUAAUGAUGACAUGAUGUUCGCUGGCAGUGUAGUUGGAAGAUGCUUCAAGACUGCUAUCCCAUGAAUCUUCAGUAAUAUUAAAUAUUUCCUUUUUUACUGCUUGUAAAAGUCAUGUAGACAACCUCCACCUAAUGCUUUAAAAUAGUGUACAAGUCUUCAAAGUAGAAGAUGCAUUUUAUACAUUUAAAAAGUAAGAUUGUAAAGUUAACAUUGCUUCACUUGUUACUAUUGUGGAUUGUGUAUGUUAGCUGUAGAUUUGGCUUUUGAGGUUUGACAUUAUUUUGCUCCCUAAAGAUAAUCUGUUUUGUAAAUGAAGAAAAGCUACACCAAAGGAAAGAUUAGCUAUUUUUUUUAAUCGUUUCAGAAGCGACUUGAGAAACUGCAAGUCGCUUCUAGUGUGAGAGAAUUGACUGUUUGCAAGGAAGUUGCCCGGGGGACGCCCGGAUGUUUUUACUAUCCUGUGGGAGGGUUCACUCGUGUUCCCGCAUGGGAAGGUGGGGCUGACAGAAAGGUGCUCACCCCGUCUCAUGGAUUCAAGCCCCCGACCUUCAGGUCUACAGUUCGGCCAGCACAAGGGUUUAACCCAUUGUGCUACCAUGGCUCCUAGACUAACUAAUAAUCUUCUUACUUAAAAAAAAUCUUAAUAUCAGUGCAGAAGAUCAGCUUUUCUAUCCCCUUUGAAAGUCAAAGCAUUUUGUGCAUCACUCUGCUUUUGCAUAUAAUGCGCUUUUUCAGAUAGCAGAAAUCAGUGGCAAGUCACAUUGAUCUUUUGAGAGCAACAUUGAUUUUCCUUUCUUCUUGUGAAAUCCUUUACUCCAGCCUAUAUUGUUUGAUUUUUAUAUUGCAUACCAAUGCACAUUCAUUUCCUGACAGAAGGAAUGAUUGGAGAACAUGGUAAACUGAGAAUUCAAAGAGGAGUUUUGAUUAAGUGGACAUUUCCCACAAUUUUAGCCCAAUCCAGAGGUGAGGUAUCGACAUAUAUAUAUAUUUGGUCAAACCUCUCAGAAUUCCCACAAAGUUUUCCCAUUUUCCCCUACCUGUCUUAAAAGGAUCUGGGGCUGUUCUGCCACCACAAACAUGACCUCAAAUGUCUGCAAGUUUAGCCCCAUUGACAGGAGAACAUCAGAAGGCCCUGCCAUCCUAUCUCAUGAUAUAUAAUCAUUUAUGUCCCAUUAGUUUAAAUGUAGGCAGUUCUGAAGUUAUGAACAAAGUAGGUUUUGUAGGUUUGUUCGUAAGUUGUAUUUGUAUAUCAGUCAAAACAGGUACAUUUUAAAGUGUAACUCAUAUAUUAGUUUUGGAUAGCAUAAGAGUUAACACCCUUUGGUGUUUGUUUUGCUGUCUGCACUCCUGUUCAAAAGAUUUCACUUCCCUUUCUGUUCCUGUGAGAAUUGGAUGUUGACAAAUUUCGCUUGUUAUAGAAACAAGGAUUGGUGAUAAAGCUUCAGUGAAUAUUUCUCUCGCUUCCUGUUGUCUCACCCCUGUUCUUAACUAUGAAUUGUUUGUAAGUCGGAUGUUUGUAACUUGGGGACUACAUGUACAUUGUGAUUAGGUACCAUUCCUCAAAUACACUUUUAUCAGUUUCCUUUCAAACACAGGAGAUGAUUCAGAGAUAUCUCCAAAAGUACUUGUCAGGGCCAUAUUUCAUGUUGUAGGGCAGUGGUUCCCAAACUUUGAUCCUACCACUGCUGUAGGGUGUCAGGGAAAAGUAAGUUAAUUUGAAGCCCAGGAAACAAUUGACAUUUCAGUAGAAGUGGCCCUUACUCAUUAUAGCAGUUAAGCCACCAAAUCACCACUAGAUGUCAACAUAAUCGAUGGUUUGAACAAGAGACUUCUGUAUGCAACAAUCAAGAUGAAUUUUCAAAAGCAGUUAAUUCAGUAUGUUUAUGAAGAAACUUGUUGAUAAUCCUGAUACUAAAUUUAGAUGAACAAACAUCAUUACCUAAUUCAAUUCACUACCUUAGAAUUCUACUAACUGUAAUUAUUUGGUCCAAUUACAUCCUCAUAAAGUGUCUGCACUAAUACCCUUUGAUUGUUUUAUUUAAUCCUUUUUCAAAAAUUCUUUACAACAGUCUUUACCGAUCUUUGUAUGUUGGAUGAACCUUUGAAAUGAUUUUCAGUUCUCCGAGAACCCCUGCAUAAAAAUUACUGCAUUUACAGCUCAAAGGCAGAUGUAUUUAAAAACAAAACACAAAAUCCAAGACUCUCACAGAACUCCAGCAAUCUCUUGAAGAACCCUGCUUAAGGCAGUUUCUGCUUCCAAUAUAAUAUCCAGUAAAAUGACUGAUAAAUACCAACUUCUUCUAAAGUGCAUACUGAAUAAACUGCACUCACAGCAGAUGUUCAUUUGGAAAAGCAAGCAUUUCAAUGAAAAAAAUAUACCUUGUAUUCAACCGAUGUCCUGAUUUUAGUGUAGAUGUCAGCCCCCAUAUCUCUGGGGUUAGGGGCACACAAAAAUGAGAAGACAUGUAUUUAACAAAUGCAUUUUUUUACCUGACCGAACACCUCUUUUUGUUGGAAGUUUACCACAGAAUUGCUCUGGAGGAGCUAAAAAUACUAGAGAGAACAUUUUAAUCAGAUUCAUAAAAGGUAAAGGUUUUCCCUUGACAUUAAGUCUAAUCGUGUCCGACUCUGGGGGGUGGUGCCCAUCUCCGUUUCUAAGCUGAAGAGCCGGCGUUGUCCAUAGAUGCCUCCAAGGUCAUGUGGCCGGCAUGACUGCAUGGAGUGCCAUUACCUUCCCGCUAGAGUGGUACCUAUUGAUCUACUCACAUCUGCAUGUUUUUGAAAUGCUAGGUUAGCAGAAGCUGGUGCUAACAGGGGGAGCUCACCCCACUCCCAAGGAUUCAAACCACUGACCUUUCGGUCAGCAAGUUCAGCAGCUCAAUGGUUUAACCCACUGCACAACCAUAAAAGACAAACCCACAAAAAAGGCACACCGAUUGUACUUUUUAUGAUGGGCUAUAAAUUUGUAGUCCUAAAAGAAUGAAAUAAUAAUCCUAAUACAUGUUCUCUAGGCGUGAUCCAAUUACUCACUAUUUAAUCCAGUUUACUUAAAAGGUAGACCAAUGCAUAAUGUUCACGCAUACAUCUCCCACUGAAAAGAAUGGGAAGUGGAAAUAUGUUGUUACAAAUUUAUCAUGCCUUUAUUGCCACAAAGUGCUAGGUCACAGAGAACUGAAAAGGCCUCCUUCAUUUUCAAAACCAAAAACUAGGAAACAUUGUUGUCUAAAGUGGAUUUCACUUAGGAUAUAUAGCGUUACAAUUAUACAUUCAUCUUGCUCCUGCCUUUAAUCUGUUUUGAGGUUUUGCUCUAAAUAGACCGAAUGCUCAGAUAAUGCCUUUCUCCCUUUUCCUUCCAGGGAAACACUGAUUUUAUAUAUAUUUAUCUCAGAGAGUUAUUGAUAGUUCAGAUCCACAGGUGCCAAAGUUACCAGUGUUAUAAUGCUAACUUACUACUAUUCACUGCAGAGAAUUGGAACUCAGCUAAUCUAAGAAAUGUGCCCUACUUCAGAGAUGAUACAGUAAAUCUGUACUGAUUAAUUGCCUUGCAAAUAAUUAUGGUGCAAUUCUGCAGCUCUGGUUAGCUACCAGUUUUCCUAGCCACCACCUUGAGGUUAAAUGAAAGGUGGGGGGCCAGCCUCAAAAGGUCACUUGCCAUUGACUUACAUUGCAACAGGUGCCUCUCUUGCCAUACCUCUUUCAUCUGUACCUUGGCAGCUUAGAGGUCAGAUGGUGUCCCCAAAGGGCCAUCGGAUGGCCCACAGCCUCCUGUUGUUGACCCCUAUUCUGCAGGGUGCUGAGCAAUAAAGAUCAGGAAGAGAUCUUGAUGAUUAAUCAUUCAAGUUCCCUUUAUUUCACUUGGAACCAUAGGCCAGUUCAAAACAAAGUAGACUGUAUAUGCUCUACUCUCAAGUGCAAUUAUGAGUAAAGAAAAUCGUGUUAUAUCAUGUCUUUUAUAUCCAAUGCAAAUCUUAUUCAGUACAUAUGUAGAACAUGUAUGACUGCAGGUGAAUGAAGAGGCUGACAAAUUCCAGUCUGGCUCACUUAGCUGUGCUGGAGUUUAAUGUUAAUGUUAGAUGCAUUUUUUUAUGUGACGAAUUCUCUUCACCGGGCAAGAAGAAAUAAGGGCUUUGACAGUUAUGUCUCCUGUAAGGAACUUUGUGGAAUGUAUUUAUAUGCUUUAUACUUUCUAAAAACGAAACUCUGCCGAGCUUCAGCAAACUGUAUAGCUUUGCUUUAAAAUGAAGUUAAAGGGGAAUAUUUUAUGUAACAGGCCUAUUACUAGUUACAACUGCCUAUAAAUUUUCUAACAUGUUACAUGCCGCAACAAGUGUUAUAUUAGUUGUAAUAAGGGGGAACAACUAUUUUUAAAAAAAGAAAUGAAGGCAUUAAUACAGUAUUAUGCAUUAUUGAAUAAAAAAUAAUGGACUUGUACUGAUCAAUUCUGUUUUGUAAAUUUUACAACAGGCACUGCAUUGUUUCGCAGUGUUCCCACUAUCUUGUGCUUUAAUCCAUAGCAAGAGUUGAUAUUUGAACAGAUUAAAAAUAAAUUGCUUCUUGUACAUAUA
This is a messenger RNA of Anolis sagrei ordinatus, 9804 nucleotides long. The record is from RefSeq and is a predicted model, not a curated record. NCBI's taxonomy places the organism in Eukaryota, Metazoa, Chordata, Lepidosauria, Squamata, Anolidae.